CCUGUACUGUCUGCAGUCUCUGGUCAUCCCCUUGUACUGUCUGCAGUCACUUGGUCAUCCCCUGUACUGUCUGCAGUCUCUUGUCAUCCCUUGUACUGUCUGCAGUCUCUUGUCAUCUCCUGUACUGUCUGCAGUCUCUUCUCAUCCCCUGUACUGUCUGCAGUCUCUUGGUCAUCCCUUGUACUGUCUGCAGUCUCUUGUCAUCUCCUGUACUGUCUGCAGUCUCUUGUCAUUCCCUGUACUGUCUGCAGUCUCUUGUCAUCCCUUGUACUGUCUGCAGUCUCUUGGUCAUCCCCUGUACUGUCUGCAGUCUCUUGUCAUCUCCUGUACUGUCUGCAGUCUCUGGUCAUCCCCUGUACUGUCUGCAGUCUCUGGUCAUCCCUUGUACUGUCUGCAGUCUUUGGCCAUCUCCUGUACUGUCUGCAGUCUCUUGUCAUCCCC
Staurois parvus is the source of this 441-nucleotide messenger RNA. Lineage: Eukaryota; Metazoa; Chordata; Amphibia; Anura; Ranidae. The record is from the annotation of a GenBank genome assembly.